AUGCCGACUAGAGGAUUGCAAAUCUUGGCCACCGUUCUCAAUUGCCGAGGAACCGUAUGGCUCGCGGUUCUUCCCUUCUGUUUGGUGAAUUGCGCCAUUCUUUGGGCUGUCGAAUUGGUGGACAUUUCGUUUCCUGCCAGUGGUCAUGGAUUGAUGACGUUGAUCAUUUCCUUUUUGGUGGUUUCCAAAGUCAGUUGGUCGUACGAUCGGUACAUGAAGGCCCGCCAUGGGCUCGGGCAAGCCUUUUGUAGCUUACGAGAAUUGAAUCAAACAUGUUUGGGGUAUACAUUGGGUUUGGAUCAAGAUGCAAUGCGAUGGAGAGAAGAAGCAACAUCCAAAAUGAUUGCAUUGAUCGAUUGUACGGUAGACACAUUAAAGGACCAAGAAACGGCAACCUAUCUUGCCCGAAACGUCACUCUGAAUCCCAACACUCCCAAAUACGAUCCCAUGAAUCACGUCCAAGCCCUAAGGUUGCAUUUGUACAAGGGAUCUAUCUUUGCCUUUCAUGGAAAACUUCAUCUUAUUGAACGAAUACGAUUGGUUGACUUGUUGAACAAUUACGUGGCAAAUUACAAAGUCUUGUUGGCCUUGGCCAGCACACCCAUUCCCUUUCCGCUCAUUCAAAUGGCCCGGACCUUUUUGUUUUUAUAUACCUUUACCAUUCCAUUCAUGAUGCGGGGGGUAGCCGAAGAUAUCUUGUUGGCCAUUUUGUUUGUAUUCUUUUUGACCUAUGGGUUCAUUGGAUUGGAAAUUGUGGCCACGAAACUCAUGUUUCCCUUUGGGGAUGGAAGCCAUGGGUUGGGAAUCACGGGACUCCGGGAUGCUGUCAUCCGAGGGAUUACCAGCGACAUUGCUCUGGUGGGAGAAUCGACGGCAUUCUUGGGCAAUAACAAUCAUCACAAAGGUGGCAGCAGCAUUGAUUUCGAUGCCUCGCUCUAUGCCGGCAUGGGGAUGGACGAUGUCGAAACGGUCGGCACGGAUGAAGCAGGGAGCUCCAUCUACAUACCAAUGGUGUAA
Molecule: messenger RNA, 1017 nt
Organism: Cylindrotheca closterium
Lineage: Eukaryota; Bacillariophyta; Bacillariophyceae; Bacillariales; Bacillariaceae
Source: the annotation of a GenBank genome assembly